Dreissena polymorpha is the source of this 728-nucleotide messenger RNA. RefSeq names its product vitelline membrane outer layer protein 1 homolog. Lineage: Eukaryota; Metazoa; Mollusca; Bivalvia; Myida; Dreissenidae. The transcript is spliced from 4 exons. The record is from RefSeq and is a predicted model, not a curated record. The coding region runs from base 87 to 728 and encodes 213 amino acids.
AAACGCACAAACGGUUAACAAAGCGCUCAGAUUGAAGAUUUAGGAGGUGGAGAGGAGUAUAAUUUGAUCAUAAGGCAUAUAAAAGAAUGGAAAAGUCUCGUUUUUCCGCCAUCGCUUUGUUGGUUUUGCUGGAGUACGUUGGUGGCUCCUUGGUGCCUCACGAAGAUCGAAGCGUUGUCGAUUUGCUUCAUGUCUGCGAUGGUGGUCGUUGGGGUGAAUGGCAUAGUCCGAAAUUCUGUCCACAAUCAACGUAUGCCAUAGGAUAUUACAUUCAGGUUGAGACGCCAGAUGGCGAUGAUACAGCACUCAACAACAUUAUGCUAAUGUGCGGCUGUCGCGAUGGUUCUGUUGGUGUCACAGUUUCUUCUGGGUUUGGACCAUUUGGCUCUUCAAACAAACACAUGUUGUGUCCCCGUGUUUCCGGUGAAGCACAAUUCAUGGUUGAAUUUCUCCUUAAAGUUCAGCCGGAUCAGGGUCUGAACGGCGAUAACACAGCGGCUAACGACAUCAAGUUCAAAUGCGGUUCUUUAAAGACCGGAUCAGGCGCUGCAAGUGUCAUUCACGCUCCAGGUGGCACAGAGUGGGGCAAUUGGUCUCAAACUUGGAGCAACCGAUGCCCGGAGCAUUCGGCCAUCUGUGGAAUUAAAACCAAAAUCGAAUCUUGGCAGGGAAGCCGUACAGACGAUACCUCGCUUAAAGACGUCAAGUUUUAUUGCUGCGACGACUAA